AUGGAGAAUGCGGCACGGAAGAACCAAGAGUUUCCAGUUUUCCUGCUGUCUGUACGGAUAAUAAAAGCCAUUAAUAUAUCUUCUAGAGAUUCAUUGUCUGCAUCUGAUUGUUAUGUGACCUUGAGUCUGAUGACAGCAUUGAAAGAGCAAUUCAGAACCCAAACCAUCAAAAACUGUGACACUCCAGUCUGGAAUGAGAUUUUCUACUUUAGAAUUCAACCUACGAUCAAGAAUGUCUUAAGGUUGGAGGUCUGUGAUGAUGAUCCAUUCACCGACGAUGAGUCAAUAUUUAUUGUUUAUUAUGACUUAACAAAAGUCCAGCCUGGAGGAACAGUCUUUGAAUUGUUCUGCUUAAGACCAAAGAAAGAAGACUCUGUUUGUAAUCAUGAAUGUCUGGAAGUGGAAUUCAAGUUGGCAGCAACUCCAGGACCUCCUGAGCAUCUGGUUUCCAAUGGAGUUCUGGUGGCCCGUGAACUUUCCAUCUUGGAAGUAAAAGUGGACAGGGUUGAGAAUGAGAAGCUUUUGAAAGCCAAGAAAAAUGUGGUAAUUACAGUACACGAAUCUUAUGAAGGAACACAGAAGACAACCAGUGAUUUACACUGUUUCCGAUUCCACUGCAUAAAGAACUGGGAACCUGUAUUAAAAGCCAAGCUUCAGAGUGUUGAAUCUACAGGGGACAAUGAUUCGAAUUACCUUUUAAUUCUACCCUUGAAAUGCCUUCCUGUGGGACAAAAAGUUGAAAUAGAUCUACCAACUGAGAAGGGUGAGACUUUGGAAUUGCAACUCCAGGUAAUUGACUGGACUCAGAAUCUUGAUGUGCGUUUGGGAUACGAGUUAUGUGGUGAGGAGCAGGAUUUCCUGCACAAAAGGAAGAAGGUGGUUGCACAUGCCUUGAGUAAGCUUUUUUACCUGAGAAGAAAUCUACUUGAGCAUGAGGUCCCUGUGGUAGCUGUUAUGGCAACAGGAGGUGGAGUCAGAGCGAUGGUAGCAUUGUAUGGCCAUCUGUUAGCACUCCAGAAGUUAAGGAUUUUAGAUUGUGUUACCUAUAUCUCCUCUGCUUCUGGCUCAACUUGGACCUUAACGGACUUGUAUCAACAUCCUGACUGGUCACAAAAAACUUUAGAACAGUUAAUCAACGUAGCUAAGAACAGGAUCUUGAGGAGCAAAUGGGAUGUAAUUUCCAUGGACCGGCUGAAAUAUUAUCACAAGGAGUUGACUGAACGUAUUAAGAAGGGGCACCUCAUAUCGUUUACAUCUCUCUGGGGCCUUGUUCAAGCCGCUUUCUUAAAUGAGAAACCAAAUGACAGCAAACUUACAGAACAACGUAAGGCUUUGAAUGAAGGGCAGAACCCUUUGCCUAUCUACGCAGCCAUAAAUGUCAAAGAAAAAAACAUCACCACCUUUGACUUCAGAGAAUGGAUAGAGUUCAAUCCUUAUGAAGUGGGGUUCCAGAAAUACGGUGCCUACAUUCGUGCAGAAGAUUUUGAUAGUCAGUUUUUCAUGGGAAAGCUGGUAAAGAGGUUCCCAGAGUCCCGGAUUUGUUUUCUGGAAGGUAUCUGGACUAAUAUUUUCUCACGGAAUUUGCUGGAUGGUUUGUACUGGUCCUCAACAACAGAAGAAUUUUGGGAGCGAUGGGUCAAAGACAUGACAGAAAAAGAUGAAGAAAUUAGUUUAGAAGAUGGAUACACAACUGUCUACAAGCCUCCCUGCUCUACCUCUGGGAAACUCUGUGAAAUCUUCAAUGAUAUUUUAGCUGAUCGUCCUUUAAAAGGGGCAAGCCUCAACUUCCUGGAAGGCCUUGAAUUUGAUAAUGACUAUUUGCACCAGAAAAAAUUUAUUGAAUGGAAAGAUACCGUGUUAGACGGAUCCCCAGACAAGCUGACGCCAGUGGAGAAAUCCCUCUGCUUAAUAGAUAUAGGCUAUUUUCUUAACAACAGUGCGCCACCAGUUCUCAAGCCAGAGAGGAAUGUAGAUGUCAUCAUCGCAGUGGAUUAUGAUUGUUUCAAUAUCUUCAAGCAAGCAGAGAUGUUGGCAAAAUACUGUGAAGUGCAAGGAAUCCCUUUCCCCAAAAUUAACAUGACUGAGGAAGACAGGAAGAAUCCCAAGGAAUGUUACAUGUUCUCAGAUGAAGAUAACCCCAAAGCUCCAAUAGUGCUUUAUUUUCCAUUGAUAAACUCCAGCUUCAGAGAAUACAAGGCUCCAGGAGUGAAACGCACACCUGCAGAAAUGCGUGGAGGUGAAGUAAAGAUGAGCAAGGAUGGCUCACCUUAUGCAACCAAGCAUGUAACUUACUCUGAAGAAGAUUUUGACAAGCUGUUAAACUUAAGUGCUUACAACAUCCUCUGCAGCAAAGACCUGAUUUUACAGAGCAUCGAGAAGGCAGUUCUGAAGAGGCAAAAUGUUUGGCUUGAUAGAUCAAUUUAG
This is a messenger RNA of Euleptes europaea (tarantolino), 2424 nucleotides long. RefSeq names its product cytosolic phospholipase A2 beta-like. The transcript is spliced from 20 exons. Gene Ontology annotation, cellular component: cytosol. Gene Ontology annotation, molecular function: calcium-dependent phospholipid binding; calcium ion binding. Bases 1 to 2424 code for a protein of 807 amino acids. The record is from RefSeq and is a predicted model, not a curated record. Gene Ontology annotation, biological process: glycerophospholipid catabolic process. NCBI's taxonomy places the organism in Eukaryota, Metazoa, Chordata, Lepidosauria, Squamata, Sphaerodactylidae.